AUGGCCAUUCUCCUGUAUUUUCUGGAAGCAGAGUGCGGUGUGCUGCUACGGCGGAUGCUGACGCCAGCGGAGGUCCUCCUUCUGCUGCAAGUCAGCAGGUCCUCGAACAUGAGAAGACUGGCGUGGGCCCGAGCCGUUCUGGCAGAUGUGGCCAGGCUACGCAGGGUCUUGGAACCCUUGAGGACCAUGCGACUGCGUUUCCCCGGCUUCGAUCUUCCCGUGAGCAUCAGAUGCACGAAGGGCUGGACUCCGCCAGAUCCCUCGGACCCACUGGAGACCUUGGGUCCCGUCGAGGAUCUGCUCUAUUGGUUGGACGACUUCGGGCUCGGAGGGUUCUCACCCGCCGAAGCGGUGCUGGUGAUGAACGCGUGGCCGAUAGAGACAAGGGACGCGGGCGCGGCUUUGAGCGACCUGCUGGAAGAAUCGGACAGUCACUUCUUCUACUCGGCCAGGCCUGCCGCCUUCCGAAGGACAUUCCGGCCCACGCUAGUAAACGUAGUCGUCUUUUUCACUUACAGAGGUCUGAACACCGUCCUUCAAAUGCAAGACGUCGUCAAUGACGGUCCGAAGCGACCCCGUGCGACAGCAUUCCACGCGACGGACGAAAAGGAAGACAGACUAUGCGUUCCAGAUGAUGACUGCAGGAGCAAGUCCGAAGUCGACUCUAUCCAUCUGUGUCUGUUCUCGAGUACAGGGCAUGUCGCAGCCGCUUCAGCGUCAAGCAAGAAAGCACGCGCAGGCUCCACUCGGAUCCCGUCGCCUUGCAUGUCGGGCAUCGACUACUCCAAGUGGGACCUGCUUCAAAGCAGCAGCGACGAGGAAGACUUCGGGAACCCCAUCCCGCCGCAGUCUCCGCGACAGCCCAUCACGACAGGUCCCUGGGCGGUGGCCGAUCCCUGGCGCAAGUGCAAUAAUCCACUAGUGCGACGUGAAGUGCUCAGAGAGGAGAAGAUUCUCCACAGGUUCGUGCAAGAGCACCCCUGUCCAUCCGAGAAAAGCCUUCGGCGCUGGCUUCGCAGCAUGAGCGGCACGGAGAGAAUCGUUCCCGGAGAGCUGACCUUUGCAUGGGUGAUGAAAGACAUGGGGUGGAACUCCGAGCACUUGGCGUGGUUCCACUACCCGUCCUUCCGGGAGCUCUGGCAAGCGGCGGCCUUGCAAACGGCCGAGGCCUUCACAGUCCAACGCAAUGCGGGCAGCACCCUGUACCAGCGCGGCGGCAAGGAGUGCAUGCAGUUCAACUUCUACGCGCUGCAGCACGCCAUGUGCGGAGAGCAUUUUCACACGGACGCCCCACUCCCCGUGUACUCGUACGCGAAACGCCUGGAGCACGCAACGGAUGCCCGCCAGAAAGUACGAGAUUUCCUAGGUGCACAUCUCUUCCGAGCAUGGUGCAGCGCCAAUGUGAGCAAGUGGACCUAUGCGGACGUUCCGAGCGUCUCGGAGAUCGCGCCGGAGCAGAACCAGUGCCCAUCGGAGGAAACCGUGCGUGAAGUGCUGUCCGGCAUAUCCGAAGUGGACAAGACACCGGAAGGCUUCGACUACUGCAUCUACCGACUACUGUGGCCGAGACGAGACUUAGCAGCACACACCGAUCUGACCCGUCUCGUUGCAAUUUUCAAAACCGUGAUGGCGGAAGGAGGCCAGCGCAAAGCGUGCCUGUACAUCAACCUACUGUACAGCACCGGGGCCAGUAGUGCGGACCAUCCAGAGAGGUCCGACCCCGCUAUAGGACGACUACGGUACCGGGACCGUCUCUGGACGGCCAGUCAGAUCGCAGACAUUAUCCUAAAGACCAUCUAG
Molecule: messenger RNA, 1800 nt
Organism: Symbiodinium sp. CCMP2592
Lineage: Eukaryota; Dinophyceae; Suessiales; Symbiodiniaceae
Source: the annotation of a GenBank genome assembly